AAACGCUCUCAUCUCUAUUGGUCAAUCGUGGAUGACAAGAGUAUUCGCAACAUUUGGCAACCCUGUGUGAGCUAAAUAGCAACAAAAAUAAUACCGCUGUCUGCAAUCGCACGAAGUUACAAAUCAAACACAGCUAAAUGAUUGUGUUUAGAAACUGUGCGGUGCUUCUGGUAAUUGCAUCAAUAUGCAGUUUUCUCUAUGGCAUUGCACACAUAUACAUCGAGGUGGAGCCAAAUGCCUGUCGAAUGACUUAUAUGUUUGGUGAACCAAGAUUUGCGCGCCUACAAUUUAAAGCCAAUAAUCAAUUUCCCAACUAUGGCCUGUACUAUUAUUAUGAAGGUGUGCGCCAACCUCUGGAUCCUAAUAAAAUGCGUAUGAAUGGAGCUCCAGUUAUCUUUGUGCCCGGCAAUGCCGGGUCGUACAAGCAGGUACGCUCCAUGGCAUCGGUAGCAUUGCGCAAGGCACGCGAACAUCCCGGGCUAGGCAUACAUCUAGAUUACUACACAAUUGACUUCGAUGAGGAGCUGUCGGCUCUCUAUGGCGGCUACAUGUACCAUCAGCAGUCGUUUCUCAAAUACUGCAUUCGCACCAUUGCUUCGCUCUAUAGACACCCCAGCCCCAUUGUGCUGAUCGGCCAUUCCAUGGGCGGCAAGCUGGCCCAGUCCGUGCUAACCGAUACAGACAUCAGUCAGCAUAUUAAUGCCAUUAUCAGCAUAUCGACACCACUCGAUAAUCCGGUCCUCAGCUUGGAUGCACAUCUGAGCCAAUUCUAUAAGGAAACACACGAGAAGCUGAGCUACACACGCACCGCCACCCAGCCGACAACCACGACAAACGUAUGCCAGAGCAUGCAUCAGAGGCCGCUCAGCGAGCAGAGCAUGGCCAACCAAGAUCUAUCCGCCAAGCUGGAUAAUGUCUUGCUCAUUUCUACUGGUGGCGGCAAUCGUGAUCUGCUCGUGCAGGCCGGUCUGACCACUUCGCAGUUCAACGAUCUACACGCCAUGACCUCAGCUAUACCACGCGUGAGCCUUAGCUGCGACCACUUGUCGGCUGUCUGGUGUCUGCAGUUCACGCUGGUCAUCAAUCGCUUCCUGUUCAACAUUUCCCAGCGACGAGAAGACGGCUCAGUGUUUUUCAGCAACGACAAACAGCGCAACAUGCAAUCCGCAUUGAUGUACUUUGUGAAACCGAAGACACGUUAUCACGGCUCGAUCAACAUACAAACCCACAAUAAUUGGCAUGAAGAACGUCAUCUAGUCAUCAACAAGUUUUUCGCAAAUGGCCUAAGAAAUGAUUAUUAUGAGCUGAUUGGUUUAGGUCGUCAGCCACGUUAUAAGAAGCUUGCCAUUGAGGCCGUAAACGUUGACAACGAUGCGAAUUGGCUAUUCGGCUGUGAAUCAUACAAAGAAAAUGCAACGGGGAAGAACUAUUGCGAUAAGGCAACGUCGUUAACACAUCUCGUUCAGCGUGUGCCCAUUGUGGACGACGAUCUGAGAAACAUUGCAAUUCUCGACUUGCACAAUUUACGCCAAACCUUUAAGCAAUGGACCCACUUGCUCGUGCGUUUGCCGGCGGGCAGUCAACGCACUGGCUACAAUUUGGACAUCUAUGACCCCAAGGAUCGCUUCCUAGACAUACGCAUGCCACGUUGGUAUGCAUCUGGACGGCGCAUCGCUAUCAAUGAGACAGUACAAGGCAGCAUACACUAUCGCAUGCGCAUUGCCGAUCUGGUCGAACCGUAUCAGGGUCUGCGCGUUCACGUUGAGCCGCUUAAGUGUCUGAAGCCGAAUUACCGUGUCACGGUCCGUGUGUGCGUGCCCUGGGCAUCCGGCUUUGAGCGUUAUCAUACUCUGACCUCCCCAAAGCAAAAACCUGGGCUUUACGUCAAUGUGCCCACUUUGAUGCCGCGACAUUAUAAUACCACAUUGAAUCCCGUUUUGCUAGACUUUUACUUGGACCCCAUAUGCCGUUAUCGCAUUAGCUAUGAGUACUCCUAUGCCGAUGCCUUGUCACGUAUUGUACUUGAGUUCUAUGGCUGGCUACCAGCGCAUUUCAUAUGCGUGCUGUUGAUUGUGCUGCGCAUGCAACUGGACCACUUCGAGGAGGCGGGCAGCUUGAAGAGCUUGAGACCCUACAUUGGCUACCUGCAGUACACAUCGCUCUAUGUUGUAACAGGCUGCCGUUUGUUCAAGAAGUUGAUAAUGAAUAUGAAGAUAUUGCCGAUACCCGAGCAACUGGACUAUAGUGUUAAUGUCUCGAUCAUAAUCCAUUGCACCGCCAUUGGGCUGUCGGUGGUGACCGCAUUUGCUUUCUGGUUUUGUUUGACCCUCUUUGGAAAUUCCCUUCAACGUUUGGCGUUGCGUUUGACACGCCUAUCCACAUCCGGCUCUAACAUAAUGCUCUCGAUCAUGACACAUCUGCCGAUCACGUAUGGCAUUCUGACAAUUGGCGUUGCUUUGGGCGCAUGCAGCGGCCUGGGCUUGCUUUUGGCCUUUAUUUUCUAUUUCCUGAUGUUAUCGAACGCCUACAAGGACUAUGUGGAGGACUAUCUGUGGCAAAAGGCAGCCAAUUUAGUGCACAAGGCAGUGGGCAUUGGCAAGAAAUCGAAUAGCAAUAAGGACGAUCAAUCUGCAGCAGUAGCUAACACCUCGGACCAAUCGCCCGUAUCCAAUGAUGGCGAUGAUCAACAGAAAUUGCUGAAUCCCGACGAGAAACAAGCCAAAGAUGAGCUGUGCGUUGGCCUACGCAACUUUUCCUUCCAUGUAACUUUACUCCUGAUGCUGUUGAUACUCCUAUUGCUUAAUGUUCCGACCAGCUUGGCCUGGAUACGCAGUCGCAAGCAUGGCGUUGUUCUACCCGAUUCAUCUAUACGUACAACCAUUGUGGCCCUUAGCUCUAUUAGUUUGCUGCUGCAGAUCCGUGCGCCUCAGAAGUUACGUGGCAAUUUGAUACUAUCCAUCCUAUUGUAUGCGUGUGCUGGGAUUAGUUUGCUCUAUUGCCAAAUGGCUAUAUAUCGCCUGAACUUCAUCAUCGCUGGAGCAUUCGCAGUGAUCGCCAUGCAUCAAGCUCUGCAGAAAUUAUAUGAAAGGCUGUUCCCCUCAGCCAAAUAGAAUUUAU
Molecule: messenger RNA, 3117 nt
Organism: Drosophila navojoa
Lineage: Eukaryota; Metazoa; Arthropoda; Insecta; Diptera; Drosophilidae
Gene: PGAP1
Product: GPI inositol-deacylase
Biological process (GO): GPI anchor metabolic process; endoplasmic reticulum to Golgi vesicle-mediated transport
Cellular component (GO): endoplasmic reticulum
Molecular function (GO): phosphatidylinositol deacylase activity
Source: RefSeq, a predicted model, not a curated record